Messenger RNA from Penicillium vulpinum, 4584 nucleotides. RefSeq lists its product as uncharacterized. The transcript has 4 exons. The record is from RefSeq and is a predicted model, not a curated record. NCBI's taxonomy places the organism in Eukaryota, Fungi, Ascomycota, Eurotiomycetes, Eurotiales, Aspergillaceae. Gene Ontology annotation, molecular function: lipid binding. Bases 1 to 4584 code for a protein of 1527 amino acids.
AUGGCGUCCGCCGACGCCGAGAAGAUGGAGAUGAAGAUGGAGGGUACCAUCGAGGCUGCCCAGGAAUUGCAGCAGGACCCACAGUCACACGUUAACCCGGAUAUUAUUGAGGAAAAGGUCGUCAAGGAAGCCCAACAAGCCGGGUCUGCUGCAUACCAAUUCGACCCCAAUGCCUCGCCUGAAGACAAAGCCAAUGCCGCCAAAGGGCGAUUGCCGCCCAACUUCCACCAUCCCCAUAAACCCAAGGGUAUUGCCGUAAUUACGGAUAAGACCGAUGGCAAAGCAGACUAUGAUCUCCCUGCACCAGAAUCCGCGGCCGCCAUUAUGGCCGAGGAAGCCACGCGAGAAAGUGCGGGCGGGAAGCCACUCGAUGAGGAUCUUCGAUGGGCGCGCGACAGAACAGGUUGGGCCCCGAAGUUCGUCGAUGAGAAGUUGGCGGCGACUUUGGGUGAGGAGGGUACAUUGUUGGAUCAUGAGACGUUCUUGGAGGGGAGAAUCCCCGACAAGUUCUUUGGUGACUGGUACCAAAAUUGCGGUAUUAUCAUCUUUGCAUGCUUGGCCUCAUGGAUGAUCGCCGUGCUAGGCGGUGGUGUGGGUUGGGUUCUCAUGAUCAUGGCGGCAUGCAGCACAUACUACCGUACCUCCAUUCGUCGGGUGCGCCGGAACUUUCGUGAUGAUAUUAGCCGCGAAAUGUCCAAACAGCGCCUUGAGACUGACACCGAGAGCUUGGAGUGGAUCAACAGCUUCCUCGUCAAGUUCUGGCCUAUCUACGCCCCCGUUCUGUGCGACACUAUCAUCAACACCGUCGACCAGGUCCUUAGUACUUCUACUCCCGCCUUCUUAGAUAGCUUGCGCCUCAAAACCUUCGUCCUCGGUACUAAGCCUCCUCGCCUGGAGCAUGUCAAGACAUACCCAAAGACUGACCCUGAUACCGUUAUCAUGGACUGGAAGUUCAGCUUCACCCCGAACGAUGUUAUGGACUUGACUUCACGCCAGACAAAGGACAAGAUCAACCCCAAGGUUGUGUUGGAGGUUCGUGUCGGCAAGGGUGUCUUGAGCAAGGGCCUCGACGUGAUUGUUGAGGACAUGGCUUGCUCGGGCUUAAUGCGUGUCAAGGUCAAGCUUCAGAUUGCAUUCCCCCAUAUCGAGCGUGUGGACAUCUGCUUCCUGGACAAGCCCGAAUUCGACUACGUCUGUAAGCCCCUUGGUGGUGACACCCUUGGAUUCGAUAUCAACUUCAUUCCCGGUCUGGAGUCCUUCAUCAAGGACCAGAUCCAUGCCAACUUGCAGCCUAUGAUGUACGACCCGAACGUAUUCCCGAUUGAGAUUGCUAAAAUGCUUGCUGGAAACCCCGUCGACCAGGCUAUUGGUGUGGUCGCGAUUACCCUCCACGGUGCUCAACAGCUCAAGAACCCCGAUAAGUUCUCUGGCACUCCUGAUCCGUACGCAGUGGUGUCUUUGAACAACCGCAGUGAGCUCGGCCGCACGAAGGUCGUCCACGAUAACGACAGCCCACGCUGGAAUGAGACUAUUUACGUGAUUAUUACCUCCUUCACUGAUGCCCUGUCCAUUGCUGCAUAUGACUGGAACGAGUACCGCAAGGAUAAGGAAAUGGGUGUUGCUAGCUUCGCAUUGGAUAAACUUGAACAAGAACCUACCCACGAAGGUAUCUAUCUCGAAGUGCAGGCCAGUGGCCGCCACCGCGGUGCUAUCCAAGCCGAUAUCCGCUUCUUCCCCGUUCUCGAGGGACGAAAGAACGAUGCUGGCGAGGCUGAACCCGCCCCUGAGGUCAAUACCGGUAUCGCUCAGUUCACCGUGGAGCAGGCUAAGGAUCUCGACGGAAGCAAGAGUAUGGUUGGCAAGCUCAACCCUUACGGUGUCCUUCUUCUCAACGGAAAGGAGAUUCACGUUACGAAAAAGCUGAAGCGCACCAACAACCCCAUUUUCCAGAAUGCCUCCAAGGAAUUCCUCGUCACAGACCGAAAGAACGCUCGUCUGGGUCUUAUCAUCAAAGACGAUCGCGACAUCAUGCAGGAUCCUAUUAUCGGCCGUUACCAGAUCAAGAUGAACGACAUGCUGAAGAUGAUGGAGCGUGGCCAGCAGUGGUUCCAUCUUCACGGCGCCAAGGACGGACGUGUCAAGUUGACUCUCCAGUGGAAGCCCGUCGCGCUGGGAGGCAUUGGCAGCGCUGGUUAUAUUGACCCAAUUGGCGUCAUGCGCUUCCACUUCAAGCGUGCGAGUAACCUGCGCAACCUGGAGGCUAUGGGCAAGUCUGAUCCCUACGCUCGCGUGCUACUUUCUGGUGUGACUCGUGGUCGCACUGUCACUUUCCGCAACAAUCUCAACCCCGAAUGGGACGAGGUCGUCUACGUGCCUAUUCGCAGCUCACGCGAGAAGCUGACCGUGGAGGUCAUGGAUGAGGAGACUAUCAACAAGGACCGAACUCUUGGCUGGUGCGACCUCAAUGCCGCCGACUUUGUUCGCGAGACAGAGAGCGGUGAAUAUGAGAUCGACGACGAGAAGCAGGAGAUUACCAGCAAUCUGAAGAUUAGCGGCGGCUUUCCCAAGGGACAACUCUACUAUACUGUUUCCUUCUUCCCAUCUGUGCCGGUCAUCAAUCCCGAGGACGAAGUUGAAGAGGAGGAGGAAUCCUCCGAGCUUCCUAGUACUCCUGGUCCGGACUCCACUGAAUUCCCGAAGGGCCUCGAGUCCAAGCCCAAGGCUUUGCACACGAAGUCCGCUAGCGUUGACUCGAAGGCUUCGAAGACCUCCAAGGCUCUGUCUAACGGCGCUGCACCCAUUACUAACGGAACCGCCAAUGGCGAGCCGGCCACUAACGGCCGCACCAGUCUGGAAACCACUACAUCCCGCCCAAUCACCGGUACCCAGUCUGAGACUGCGUCUGUUCGUUCAGUCAAGUCCAUUCCCCGCACUUUCGUCAGUGCGGAGGAUCUCCCGAAAUAUGAAUCCGGUUUCAUUGUAUUCAAGUUCCACGAGGGCCAACUGGCCGUUCCCCAUGUUCAAUUGGAAGUUUUGAUGGACGAUUACAUGUUCCCCUCAUAUGUCUCCUCCAAGAUUCACACCACAACGGCAAAGUUCACUGAUGUCGGCGAGGCAUUCGUUCGUGAGCUCGAGUUCUCCAAGAUCACCUUGCGUCUUGUCAACAAGGAUGAUCCCAAGGACUCCAGUGAGGAGCACACAGUCGCCAAGCUGACAGGUGACACCCUGCCCACACUGAUGCGCAUGCUGUACACGCCUACCGAGCUCGUCCUCCGCUCCAAUUCCGGCGAGGUGAGCAAGGUCACCGUUAGCGCCCGGUACAUUCCGACAGAAAUGAAGCUCGAUCCAACGGAGAGCAUCAACAACAUGGGAACUCUGCGCGUUGACGUCCACGAUGCUGCCGAGCUGCCCGCCGCCGACCGCAACGGAUUCAGCGACCCAUUCUGCAAGUUCCGCCUGGACGACGAGACCGUGUUCAAGACCAAGGUCCAGAAAAAGACCCUGCACCCAGCCUGGAACGAGUACUUCGAAACUCCUAUCAAGUCCCGCAUUGGCGCAAAAUUCCACGUGGAUGUGUACGACUGGGACUUUGGUGACAAGGCUGACUUCCUCGGCGCCACGCCAAUCGACCUGGAAUCUCUGGAGCCGUUCCAAGCCAAGGAAGUCACAUUGCCACUCGAUGGUAAAUCAGGCGCGAUCCGCCUGAGCCUGCUCUUCAAACCUACCUAUGUGAUCCGUGCCCGCCAAGGUUCCUCUACCUUCUCCGGCACCUUCGCCGUCCCCGGCAAGAUCGUUGGCGCUCCCGUCAAGGGUGUGGGCUUUGUCGGCGGCAACGUCAUCCGCGGCGCUUCUUUCCUAAAGCACGGCCUCAUGUCGCGUAUCCACAAAGAUAAAGGCGAAGAUACUGCUUCCAUCAUGAGCAACAUCGAGGAAUCUGAGACCCCCAGGGGCGACCGUCUGACCCCAGCCGCUUCACUCGUCGAAGGCCCCAACGGCUUCUCUUCUCCCCACACCCCACAGAAGGAUCACAGCCGCAACCGCAGCACAGCCUCGCAGUUCGGCGAUCGUCUCAGCGUCUUCGGUGGCGGCGGCUCCGCCGAUAAAGGAUCCGCUAACAUCACCGUCGUCUCUGCUGCCAACUUCCCCACCGACACCAAUCUUCGCGUCAUCAUUCGUGGCCAAGGUACCAAGGGCGCCAAGGAAAUCCACAAGACCAAGGCGCACAAGAACUCCGCCGGCACAGUCACCUACGACGACACUUUCCGCGUCCCCAACACCACCGCCGACGCCCAGUACCAGGUUCGCGUUGUUGACCACGCUACCUUUGGCUCGGAUGAUGUCCUCGGCGAAGCGCCGUUCUUCGUUGACGAUCAGGGUUCUGUUGCCGGUCAGGAUAAGACUAUUGCUGUUGGCGACGGUGUAGUUACCAUUCGUUCCAGCUUUGCGCUUGCAGAUGCUGGUCUGAGACCUAGUACGUCGCACUCGACGGCAGGUACUCCCGAUGUCUCUGAAGGUAUGGAGAGUCCUGAUUCGAGAAAGCCCCGUCGCAGCUUCUUGAGUAAGAGGUCUGUUAGCGGGGUUUAA